Molecule: messenger RNA, 1092 nt
Organism: Sander lucioperca (pikeperch)
Lineage: Eukaryota; Metazoa; Chordata; Actinopteri; Perciformes; Percidae
Gene: tlcd5b
Product: TLC domain containing 5b
Exons: 4
Coding region: 267-1022 (251 amino acids)
Cellular component (GO): membrane
Source: RefSeq, a predicted model, not a curated record
ACCCACUAACUGUCUAUAGUAACCUGCACAUGGCAUUUUCUGUCAUCUUGACAGAGAGUCUUUAUGGAUCAACAGUGAUGGAAGCCGAAGCUGCGUUCAAGUGAUGGAGUCAUUUUCUAAAUGCAUUCUAAAUUUAAGGACAACUGAGGGAAGGAGAAGUUAAGCGAGUUGUGAGCAAUUUCAGUGAAGCAGGGUGAAAUCUGAGUUGACCGUGGAGCGAUAUUGAGCGGAGCAGCCUGGAGCAGCUUUGAGCAGAGGAUACAUCCAUGAUACAGACAGCCAUGCCGGUACUGGAGGUGAUCUGCAGCCUGAUUGGCUGGUUCUGUCUCUACCUGCUGUUCUGCUGUAUCUUCACUCAGCGGGGGCCCGAGUGGAACUGCCGGUUGGUCACUUUGUCCCACGGGGUCCUAAUAGUACUGCUGACAGCAUACGUCCUCUUCAUAGACGGACCAUUGCCUUUCACACAUGCAGGUACAGAAAACACUGAGCUCCAGACCUCAUGCCUGGCUGUCUGCCUCGGCUACUUCCUCUUUGACAUGGGCUGGUGUGUGCGCUACCACACCGAGGGCCCUGUCAUGCUGGCCCACCACACUGGGAGCAUUGUGGGCAUCCUGCUCGCUCUGCUCAUGGGAGUGUCCGGCUGCGAGACGUGCGGAGUCAUUUUCGGCAGCGAGAUCACCAACCCCCUGCUGCAGACCCGCUGGUUCCUCCGCCAGCUGGGCCUGUAUGACAGCCUGCUGGGCGACGCAGUGGACCUGCUUUUUAUUUUAUUGUUCGCAACCGUGCGCGUGGGAGUCGGCACGGCCAUGUUUUACUGCGAGCUCACCUCUCCCAGGACCACGCUGAUAAUGAAGCUCGGCGGCGUGGCCAUGUACGGCCUGGCCUGGGUGUUCAUGGUGGACAUAGCCAGAUUUGGCUACAAGAAAAGUAGGGCGAAGUAUAAAAGGUGGCGCGAGAACCAUAUACUGAAAGAAAUCAACGCACAAAAACUGGAUGGACAAGAGUCAGGAAUUCAUCUUUAAAGAUAAACUCAUCUGCCUACUUCUUGCAGGGACAAAAGCUACAUAUUGUGGCAUCAAUAUAUCACAUAUC